This is a messenger RNA of Scleropages formosus (Asian bonytongue), 3243 nucleotides long. RefSeq names its product semaphorin-3D-like. The transcript is spliced from 18 exons. Gene Ontology annotation, molecular function: semaphorin receptor binding; chemorepellent activity. The record is from RefSeq and is a predicted model, not a curated record. The coding region runs from base 258 to 2651 and encodes 797 amino acids. Lineage: Eukaryota; Metazoa; Chordata; Actinopteri; Osteoglossiformes; Osteoglossidae. Gene Ontology annotation, cellular component: plasma membrane. Gene Ontology annotation, biological process: positive regulation of cell migration; semaphorin-plexin signaling pathway; neural crest cell migration.
CACACACACACGCCGGGCGCGCGACCAGCUGUAGCUCCCACCAACCACGUUAUGAUCCCACUGAAGUUCAGCGCACGCACCCGAGUAAAAAUUAUGUUCUUACCAUGAAUUAAUAGCGGCGUCGGGGGAAUAGACACACACACACACACACACACACACACACACACACACACACACACACACACCAUCCCCACCUUACACUGGCUCUUGUGUCUCUGCGGAGCACUUCGGAUGGACAUUUUGGAAGAAAUAUUCAGAUGAAAGUUUUUCUCCAAGAGCCCGAAACCUCCUCCUCCUCCUUCUCCCUCCGAGGACACGGAUCCACACAGGGCUGCAGCUGCCUGCACUUUCGGACUCAGGCUGCACUCAUGAUGCACGCGCACUCGGAGAUCCGCCGUGGGGCUGGCAGGAGCAGACAAGGCGCCGCACCCCAGUGUGUGCUAGGUUUGGCUGGGAUCCUCCUGGCGCUGCUCCCUGUGGGCGUCUCCCUGAAACACAGUGUCGCCAGGGUCACGCUCAACUACAGAGAACUUCUGACAUCCAGAAGCUUGUCUCCCUUCCUGGGCUCUGGUGAGGGCCUCAGCUUCCAGACCUUUCUGCUGGAUGAGGAGAAAGGCCACCUUCUCCUAGGGUCCCGGGACCACAUUUUCCUGCUGGAGCUGGAUGACCUGAACAGGAAGCCCAGGAAGAUCAGCUGGCCAGCUUCCAGAGACAGAGUGGAGAUGUGCAAACUUGCUGGCAAAAAUGCCCAGUCAGAGUGUGCCAACUUCAUCCGUGUCCUGCACAACUACAACAGCACACACGUGUACGUAUGCGGGACGGGGGCCUUCCAGCCUCUCUGCGCCUUCCUCGAGGUCGGCGGUCGAGGGGAGGAGGCUGUGUUCCACCUCCACACGAACACUGUGGAGUCCGGGAGGAUGAAGUGUCCCUAUGACCCCUGGCAGCCGUUUGCGUCUGUCCUGACAGAUCACCACCUGUACUCAGGAACUGCGUCCGACUUCCUGGGCAAGGACACGGCCUUCACGCGCUCCCUGGGACAACGCGACCGCAGCUACAUCAGGACCGACGUGUCCAAGGAUUACUGGAUCGAUGAGGCCAAGUUUGUUGCAGCUCACGCCAUUGGCGACACGUACAACCCCGACGACGACAAGGUUUACUUCUUCUUCCGCGAGGCGUCCCGCGAUGGCAGCGCCGGGGACAAGAGCGUCUUGUCCCGAGUGGCACGAGUGUGUCAGAAUGAUGUCGGGGGCCUGCGGAGCCUCACCAACAAGUGGAGCACGUUUCUGAAGGCCAGGCUGGUGUGCUCCAUUCCCGGGCCGGAUGGCGUGGACACACACUUUGACGAGCUCCAGGACAUCUUCCUCCUUCCAACUCGGGACGAGAGAAACCCCGUCGUCUAUGGAGUCUUCACCACCACCAGCUCCAUAUUUAAGGGCUCGGCAGUUUGCGUUUACCACAUGGCCGACAUCCGCGCCGUCUUCAACGGGCCGUACGCUCACAAGGAGGGCCUCGAGCACCGCUGGGUCGAGUACGAGGGGAGGGUCCCGUACCCGCGUCCGGGGACCUGUCCCAGCAGGACGUAUGACCCCCGGAUAAAGACCACCAAGGACUUCUCGGACGAAGUGAUCAGCUUCAUUAAAGACCACCCCAUGAUGUACAGGGCUGUUUACCCUGUCGCCAGGGAGCCCGUGUUCACCCGCAUCAAUGUGGACUACAGACUGACGCAGAUAGUGGUGGACCGUGUCCCAGCUGUGGAUGGACAGUAUGCGGUCAUGUUUCUGGGCACAGAUGUGGGAACCGUCCUGAAGGUUGUGUCCAUCACGCAGGAGAACUGGGCAACGGAACAGCUGCUUCUGGAGGAGCUCCAGGUGUUCCAGGCUCCCUCCCCGAUUCUCAGUAUGGAAAUUUCUUCGAAACAGCACCAGCUGUACAUAGGGUCCCGAGACGGGUUGGUCCAGGUCUCGCUACAUCGCUGCCAGGCCUACGGACGGGCCUGUGCCGACUGCUGCCUGGCUCGGGACCCCUACUGCGCCUGGGACGGACACUCCUGCUCCAGAUACAUCCCGGCUUCAAAGAGGAGGGCGAGGAGACAGGAUGUGAAGCACGGCGACCCCUCGGGCCAGUGCUGGGACGUUGAAGACAACAUGGACUCCACUCAGGCCGAGGAGAGGAUCCUCUUUGGGGUGGAGUCCAACUCCACCUUUCUGGAGUGUGUGGCCACAUCACGGCAGGCCCAGGUCCGCUGGUUCCUGCAGAGGUCUGGCUCUGAGCGGCGCGAGGAGGUGAAGCCGGACGAACGGCUCAUCCAGACGCAGCGUGGCCUGCUGAUCCGCUCCCUGCAGCAGGGGGACGCAGGCGGGUACCACUGCACAGCCCAGGAGCAGAGCUUCAGUCGCACCCUGCUUCGCGUGGAGCUCCGGGUGCUGGAGCGCGGCCGGGUGGGGGACGGAUCCUGGGACUCCGUCGCCGAGUCACACCAGCGCUACAAGGAUUACCUGCAGCUGCUGGACAGCCCGCUGCACGCGGUGGACCAGUACUGUGAGCAAGUGUGGGUUCGAGAGAAAAGGGCCAGGAAGAAACCGGCGAGCCCAAGGAAAUGGAAGCAUCUGCAGGAGAUGAGGAAGAGUCGCAACCGGCGGCAUCAUAUCUAGCACAGGCCUGUUCUUAAAAUAAAGUUUAAAUAAUAAUAAUAAUAAUAAUACUUCCCAUUUAUAAACCUUCAGAGAUAUGAACACACUUUGUUCUAUAUGAUCAUACCUGACUGUACUACCCGUAUCCUGAAAUGGAAGCUCAAAUUCAUCACUAUGCUUGACAUUUGCAGUUUUUUUCUGUAUUUGUCAGCAGUCCCAGUAUUCCCAGCAAAGGUGCUGCUAUUCUUUAUUGUGAUUUGCCAUUCUUAUCACUGUGGAAUGUUUUGUUUUUUUUUUAAUAACCAAACAAUAAAUAUGUGUAAAAAUGCUGAUGCGAUUGUUACAACCCAUACUAUUACUGUUAAAAACUGGUAAGAAACAAGGUAAGAAACAUCCCCCAGAACUGGCCAAAAAUUAGUGGGAUGAGUUUCUUGCCAACUACUGUGUUUUGCAUGCAGUUUUCAGAUAUAAAUGUUGACUUUUGAAUUUAUAACUUACUCCUUAUUGCUCUCCUCACUAGUAAAGUUACCCAGAGAAAAACUGCAAGCAAGAAGAAUACCCAACGGUACAAAUUGGUCAAAUUCAGUAUUAUUAUUGCAGUAUUCAUAAUGCA